This is a messenger RNA of Rhododendron vialii, 1431 nucleotides long. RefSeq lists its product as uncharacterized. NCBI's taxonomy places the organism in Eukaryota, Viridiplantae, Streptophyta, Magnoliopsida, Ericales, Ericaceae. The record is from RefSeq and is a predicted model, not a curated record. Gene Ontology annotation, cellular component: cytosol. The transcript has 2 exons. The coding region runs from base 149 to 1075 and encodes 308 amino acids. Gene Ontology annotation, molecular function: protein-folding chaperone binding.
AGAGCAGGAGCAAUACUGACAAGGAGUGAAACAGUUCCGGAGAGAGAGAGAGAGAGAGAGAGAGAGAGAGAGAGAGAGAAACUAGUUAUACCCACCCACAGACAGAGAGAGAGAGAGAGCGCGUGCGCGUCUGUACAAUUCCGUUCAAAUGGUGGUCGAUUACUACAACAUCCUGAAGGUGAGCCGCAGCGCGACCGACGAAGACCUGAAGAAAGCCUACAAGAGACUGGCGAUGAAGUGGCACCCGGACAAGAACGCCGCCGCGGAAGCCGAGGCCAGGUUCAAGCAGAUCUCGGUGGCAUACGACGUCCUCAGCGACCCCGAGCGCCGCCGGAUCUACGACCUCUACGGCGACGAGGCCCUCCGGUGCGGCCAGUUCCCUCCGCCGACCGCACGCGACGCCGACGACAUAUUCGCCGAGUUUUUCGGCGGAUCUGGAUUUGGGGGUGGGGGUGGGGGUGGGGGUGGCAAGAGUCGUGGUUUUGGUGAGAACGGGGGGUAUUUUGGGGAUCGGGGGAUGGGGAAGGCGGCGGAUUUGGAGAACAAGUUGCCGUGUACUUUGGAGGAGCUGUACAAGGGGUCCUUGAGGAAAAUGGUGAUUUCGCGGGUUGUUCCUGAUGAGUCCUCUGGCCAACCUAGGACUGUUGAGGAGAUUUUGAAAAUAGACAUCAAACCAGGUUGGAAGAAGGGAACUAGAAUCACUUUCCCCGAGAAAGGCAACCAGGAGAUGGGCAUGGCCCCCGGAGAUCUUGUUUUUGUAGUAGACGAGAAACCUCAUGCCGUUUUCAAGAGGAAUGGAAAUGAUUUGAUUGUCAAUAGGAGAAUAUCACUGCUGGAGGCUCUUACAGGGAAGACCCUUGAAUUGGUUACCCUGGAUGGAAGGAAAAUAACUGUCCCAGUCACUGAUAUUGUCAGACCUGGUCAUGAGGUGGUGAUCCCAAACGAAGGAAUGCCUAUCUCCAAAGAACCGGGAAAGAAAGGAAACUUGAGGGUCAAGUUUGAUGUUAAAUUCCCAUCGAAGCUGACCGAAGAUCAGAAGUUUGAUCUGAAAAGGGUUCUGGGAGGGAGCUGCUAACAAGUUCAGAGUUUGACUCAUGAGGGUUGAGGAUUUAUCAUUAACAGCGACAAUGCAAGUGCUGUUUGAUGUACAUAGGUAACUCAGUCAACAUUAGAGAGAGAGAGUGUGCAUAGUAGGAUGAUAGUUUGGAAAGCGCUUGCAGUGUGUUAUUAGCUUCUUGGAAAUAUAUCUAUUUUAGCUACUGUGUUGGCUUCUUGGUCGUCUUUGUGAAAUGCGUAAGCAAAUAUUAUUGGUUUCUUGGAUUUGGAUGAUAAGCUAGAUUGUUGUUUGUCGAUAUUCUUUGUUCCUCUAGUGAUUGUUAUUAGCAUCUAUUGACUUUCUUUGUGGAAUGGAUAAGCAUCUAUUAUUGGUGA